Pecten maximus is the source of this 1197-nucleotide messenger RNA. Its product is annotated as putative ammonium transporter 1. Lineage: Eukaryota; Metazoa; Mollusca; Bivalvia; Pectinida; Pectinidae. Gene Ontology annotation, cellular component: membrane. Gene Ontology annotation, molecular function: ammonium channel activity. Gene Ontology annotation, biological process: ammonium transmembrane transport; ammonium homeostasis. The record is from RefSeq and is a predicted model, not a curated record.
AGGGAGGGUUUGCCAUGUUGGAGGUCGGAUGUGUAAGAAGCAAGAAUGCUACCAAUAUACUCAUCAAAAAUCUUCUCGACGCAUGGUUUAUAUAUCCUGUACUUGUCCAUUGGGCCUGGACAUCCGAAGGUUGGCUCGCUAAGGGCUUCACGUAUGAUCAUGAUGGGGAAGCACUAACAAUCUUCUACAGGGACUUUUCCGGUAGUGGUAUCGUCCACAUGUUAUCUGGCCUCGCUGCGUUCGUGGGGGCUAAGGCCCUAGGCCCAAGAAUAGGGAGGUACGAUGAAGUCACAGGGGAACCUCGGGCUAUACAGGGACAUUCCCUCGUGCUUGCUGCCCUUGGUGGGUUUAUCCUGUUGUUCGGGUUCCUUGCCUUUAAUGCGGCGGCCGCAGGUUCACUCUCCGGAGAGGGCCAGGGAUAUCUCGUGUCCAAGAUUGUUGUCAAUACCAUGAUGUCUGGUUCUUCCGGUGGUCUUGUUGCUAUGGUGAUAACAUUCAUCAUUGGAGGUUCAAAAUGGAAUUUCAGCAACACGCUUAAUGGAUGUCUUUGUGCCAUGUGCGCUAUCUGCGGUUGUGUGGACAGUAUUCCUUCAUACAUAGCUGUGGUGAUAGGAGCCCUAGGUGGAAUGCAGUAUAUGUUCUUCUCCUGGUUCGUCCUCAACAAGUUCCGAGUCGACGACCCGCUGGACGCGGUGGCAGUCCACAUGGGUGGCGGCUUGCUUGGUGUCAUUUCCGUGGCGUUUUUUCAUGAGGAAGUCGGGAUAUUCUAUAACUGGAACAUGGAGUCUGUUUUGACGCUUGCCUGGCAAUGUGUGGGCAUUCUGGCCGUAGUCGUUUGGACAGGAGGGACGUGUGGGAUCAUGUUCGGCACUCUGAAGGCGUUAAAUAUACUACGAGUUCCAUUAGAGUACGAACUGAAAGGUCUUGACAUACCCAAGCAUGGUGUGAGUGCCUACCCAACGGAGGCCUAUGGGGACGACUGGGGCGUGGAAUCCAAUGACAAGGUGUCUGUACAUAACGAAGACGUAGUCCAAACAGAUACAAGAAAUAGAAAGCUGAACGAGAGCAACAUGACAAUUUCGAACGGAUCUUUUGAAUCUAAUGUCACAGCAACGACACAUAUCUGACGUCAUUUCUCAUGUAUCGAUUUGUCGUUAACCAUGUGCUCACCCAGUGGAAAUAAACAUUAAAUCUGUG